UUACUCAAUGGAGAAUAUGCUUAUUGUUCAAUGUUUGCAUCUUCAUUGUUCUAAACUUAAAGAAUUAAAACACAAAUAAUUGAAUAAAGUCUAUUUUCUAUUUUAGGCGAAAGAAUUAACGACAAUGAGAAAAAUCAAAUGUCAUUAGCACGUUUGGCUGAAUUCAAAUCGAUAAUGGAAUACUAUUUUGAUUUUAAUCAGAAAGAAAAGUUUCGACGUAUGCAUAAACUUCGUCAAGAUCAAGCUAAUUUACCGAUAGCUGCUUAUCGUGAUGAAAUAUUGGAUACAUUGAAAACAAAUCAAGUUAUUUUAGUAGCCGGAGAUACUGGAUGUGGAAAGUCAACACAAAUUCCACGAUAUCUUUUGGAAGCUGGUAUUGAUAAAAUUGCUUGUACUCAACCGAGACGAAUUGCGUGUAUAUCAUUAGCGAAACGUGUGGGAUAUGAGACAUUAAAUGAAUAUGGAGAUCAAGUCGGAUAUCAAGUUCGAUUUGAAAAAACAAAAACAAAAUCAACACGAAUUUUAUUUAUGACAGAAGGUGUGCUCCUUCGUCAAGUCCAAGGUGAUUCAGCAUUAUCCGACUACGAUAUAUUAGUUAUUGAUGAAGUACAUGAACGACAUUUAUUCACCGAUUUUAUCUUAGGAAUAUUGAAAUGUUUAAUAACACAACGACAAGAUUUGAGAAUUAUUCUCAUGUCAGCAACAAUCAACAUUGACUUAUUUGCAAAUUAUUUUGGACAAUGUCCUGUUGUUAAAGUUCCUGGACGAUUGUAUAAAAUACAAGUGAACUAUGUUCCAAUAAAGGCUGAAGAAUCAUCAUCAAAAACAGCUAAAAUCGAUGUAAAACCAUAUUUGAGAAUAAUGGAACAAAUUGAUAAUAAGUAUCCAUCGACCGAUCGCGGUGAUCUCCUAGUAUUUCUUAGUGGUAUGGCUGACAUUCAAACUAUCAUGGAUGCAGCAAAACAGUAUUCACUCGAAGCACAAAGAUGGAUUGUUUUACCAUUACACAGUGCCCUAUCACUCGACGAACAAGACAAAGUAUUUGAUAUUGCUCCUGAAGGUGUUCGAAAAUGUGUUUUAACGACGAAUAUCGCCGAAACAAGUGUAACUAUUGAUGGUAUUCGUUUUAUUGUUGAUAGUGGAAAAGUCAAAGAAAUGUCCUAUGAUCCACGUUAUAAAAUGCAACGUCUUCAAGAAUUUUGGAUUAGUCGAGCGAGUGCUGAACAACGGAAAGGACGAGCUGGUCGUACUGGUCCUGGUGUAUGUUUUCGUUUGUAUAGUGAACAAGAAUACGUUAGUUUUCAAGAAUAUUCUACGCCCGAAAUAAAACGUGUCCCCUUAGAUUCACUCAUGUUACAAAUGAUUUCUAUGGGAUUGCUCGAUCCAAGAAAAUUUCCAUUUGUUGAAGCACCUGAUAUGCUAUCAAUUGAUAAUGCACUUAUACGUUUACAAGAGCAAGCUGCCCUAUCACCAAUUGAUUGUUCACUAACUACGAUCGGUACUAUGUUGGCACGAUUACCAGUUGAUGUUACCAUUGGAAAAAUGUUAAUAAUGGCUUGUGUUUUUCAAUUUGUAAAUCCAAUAUUAACAAUGGCUUCAGCUUUAAGUAUUCAAUCACCAUUUCUUAGUUUCUUACAAUGUGAUCCCGAUACCAUAACAAAACGACGACCAUUAAUGUCUGAUCAUGGUGAUCCAUUUACACUAUUAAAUACAUUUGAUGAAUGGGUACAUAUAAAAGCUGAUGGUACAAAUACUCGAAUGUGGUGCAAAAGACGGGGAGUUGAAGAACAACGGUUAUAUGAUAUAACAAAAUUAAGAAAACAAUUUAAAGAUCUAUUAAAAGAUUAUAAUAUGGAAAUCGAUUAUCGUGAAACAAAAGUUCGUUCAGCAUUUGAACGUCGUGAACAUAAUCGAAAACGUCAACAAUUAAAUGUUUUAAAAUCUGAACAUGAAAAAGAAUCAAACCAACGAAAAAUAUUAAAAUUAGAGGAUGCGUGUGUAACGAGUACAAUGGAUAUUGAAGAUGAUAAUUUAACGAAUGUGGUGAUGAAAACGACCGAUAAAAUUCGAGAUAUUGAAUUUAGAUUAAGAAAUGAUAUUACAGAAUUGAAGGAAAUAUCCAAUGAGAGUAAACAUUAUUCAUCCAAAGAUAUAAAUAUGUUAAAACUGAUUUUGGUUAGUGGUCUCUAUCCACAAGUGGCUAUUGCUGACGAUUAUAACAAUUAUAAACGAGAUUCUGAUCAAUUUUUUCAUACAAAAACGAAACAAUUUGUUGUUCUACAUCCAACAAGUGUAUUUACCUACGAUCCGGAUUUAUUGCAACCUCCACCAGUCUCGAAAACUGUUACAGGAGAUGGAGGAAAAAAUAAAAAAAUAUUCAGUAGUCAACACGAGUUAAUUGUUUAUGUUACAUUAUUGGAAACAAAUAAACCUUAUCUAAUGAAUGCAAUGCGCACACCAGCAAUGCAAACAUUAUUAUUAUACAGUGCCACAUUGGAUACAAACAAUGAUUUUAGUCGAAUAUUAUGUGACCAAUGGCUUGAAAUUCAAUUUGAUAAUGUUGAUCAAGCUCAAUCACUUAUAUCGUCUGUGUUGUUAUUACGAAAUGCUCGAGAUCUUCUUCUACGUUUAACACUACAGGAUUCAGGUCAAAAAACGGGUGUGGAUAUUGAAUUAAUAUCAAAACCACACACAUAUGAAUUACAACAUUUAUUAUCAUUGAAAAUGACAGAAUUUUUAUCUAAUUCAACAAUUUAUGCAUUAAGAAGAGUAUUGCUAGCUGAAUUAGAAACAAUUUAUCGAGGAUAUGGAAAUGAUGAAGACGAUAUUGAAACUAAUCAUAAAAGUGCUCUAAAAGGUGGAACAAAAAUCAAUGAAUAUUUAACGUAUAACUGUCUUUCAUCUGAAAAUGAACAUUGGUCUGACUAUGCUGGCCCAAUGCAAAAACAUUUUGUUUGUCAAUAUUGUAAUGAAGAUUUAUUAUUAGAUUUAGCAGAGCGAAUUUUACAUGAAAAUGAAUGCCAGAUUAGAUCCUUGACAAAUAAUGAUGAUUCAUUAUUUAAAUCUGAUAAGGUUGAUUCCCAAGUGGAUCCAUUAAAAAAUGAAUCAUCUACGAAAAUAAUACCGCCAACAGCGAAAGAUUAUUAUUGUGAUAUAUGCUUAGAAACAUUCAAAUUGACUAGUAUUGAAAUUUUAAGACAUCGUACAACUCAUCAGUCAUAG
Molecule: messenger RNA, 3222 nt
Organism: Didymodactylos carnosus
Lineage: Eukaryota; Metazoa; Rotifera; Eurotatoria; Philodinida; Philodinidae
Source: the annotation of a GenBank genome assembly